AUGGCUGUUAUUGACAGACAGUUAGCACUUUAGUACAUGAUGUACAUUUGCACCUUAGGAGGAUUAGCUGGUUAACAUGGGACCUUAACAUAGGAAGAUAUGUUUUUUGAUUCUACUAAAAGCACUUACACAUUGAAUAUGAUUGAAUUUGAAGCAGUCAUAUACUUUUAAAUAGACGCUUCCUUCCUAAAAAAAGCUAUUUUGAUUUUCAGAUUUUCCAUCUCAAAUGAGAGAAUGUUUCAUCACAAACAGCUGUAACCUGGAUAUGAAUGCCCAUCGGGUUAUUGUGGGUUGCAAAUGUUACUGUACUCCAGGAAGCCCUCCUUUCUGUGUAAAGUAGGAUCCUUCUGUACGUCCAUAUCAUUUUGAAGUUACUAACAUCAAAAAACAUUUUGUCGAAGCCCCUUUCAUUUUUCAGUCGCGGCGACAAGGACAUGAGAAGGACCACCAGAGGAGAGAAUGUGAAAGUAAUCUUACCAUUUUGCAGAAUGGGGCCGUGGGUCGCACUUCUCUUUAUCGUUUAUCUGCUGCGUUCAUGUGAAACAGAAGGGCCCAUUGCUGUGACUCCUGUGUUUGUGAAGAAGGGAGAUGAUCUGAUUCUGAAUGUUGAUGAUGUUCCUGAGGAUGUUUUAAUUGUUGACUGGAACUUCAAUAAAACGGUCAAAUUAGUAAGAUUUACAUCCAGUGGACAGCCAACUGUCUUCGUUGAUUUCAUUGGAAGGAUUGAGUUUCCUGUGAAAGAAUUCUCUGUGAAAUUGAAGAAUCUUCAAAAGGCAGACAGUGGAGUUUAUACUGCAAAAGUGUUAACGGCUCUAGGAGACAAACUAGCUGAAUACAAGGUCACAGUUGAAGAUCCAGUGUCUCCAGUUAAACUGACAGUGGACCCAGUGGACCCAGUGGACCCACUGGUCUCCAGAAGCUCCUGUAAUCUCACUGUGACCUGCAGUACACAGGACUCCCACAUCAGCAGCACUAUUAGAUGUGUCAACCAAACCUGCAGUCAGGAGGGAGGAGAGCAACCAGAGGUCACAACCUCUGGUGCUUCUCUCCGGGUCUACCUGUUGAAUAGCUCAAUCAUCUGUAACCAUAGUAACCAUGUUAGCUGGACCAAAGACGUUAAAAUGAUUGAAGACUUUUGCCCCAAAUAUGCUGAUCCUCCCCCUCCCCCUCCCCCUCCCUCUUCCAAUCACAUUGUGAUUGUUAUUUGCGUCAUGUUUCCUCUCAUCAUAAUGGCUGUUCUGUUAGGCCUGUUUCUUCAUCAUCGACAGAGAGGAACCUAUAAAAGAGAGACCAUCGAGAAUACUGUUUAUGGAGUUCCUCAGGUCGCACCUACAGCCCAACCUCGGGAUCAGAAUCCGACAGAUGAUGCUUCAGGUCUUUCUCCAACCUCCACCUACAGCUUGGUAGGACCUCACACUGGACCUCUGGAACCCACUGAGACUAGAGACACGACUCAACCAGAGAGCGUGUAUGCUCAGGUGAUGAAGCCAUCUAGGUGCUAAACAAUCAAUGAAGUAUUCAACAAUUCCUGAAGUUUCAAGUUCUAUUUAAAGCUAGGGUGGGUAUUAAUUAAUUAAUUUCUUUACUGUAAUAUUUGGCAAAACUGUCCUAAUAGCCAGUCAGCUAUAUGUAGGUGAAGUGCUCUGAGAAUAUCUGCUCAUAACUUUGCUCUCCCCUGCCUCUGUGGGCCGCACCCAAAAAUUGCCACCGCUCAUGUACACUUUGACCAAUCAGAGCGAGGCUCCGAUUCUCCGUUCUUAUUGGCUGUGGGACUGUCCGGUCACCUUGGCAACGACGUUGGUGCGUCCCUGCGUGUUUCGUCUUCCUAUCAAUGUAACUGAAUUCACAUGAACGCGCAUAACUGACGUUCGGUGGGAGGAGCUACAGCAGGUAGCGUGGCAGGGAGAGGCCAGAGAGCACGCGACGGAAUCUCAACGGCUGUUUUCGCCCACCCUAGCUUUAAGUGUUGCCAAAGAUAUCAAUGUUUAAGUUUAUGGGACCUGCUUAUGUGAAGAAAUAAUUUGUAUGUAUGUACAAAGUGAGAACAGUGAUAAUUGGAUACAAUCAAUGGAUAAUAAAU
Molecule: messenger RNA, 2080 nt
Organism: Anoplopoma fimbria (sablefish)
Lineage: Eukaryota; Metazoa; Chordata; Actinopteri; Perciformes; Anoplopomatidae
Product: SLAM family member 7-like
Exons: 7
Coding region: 435-1502 (355 amino acids)
Source: RefSeq, a predicted model, not a curated record